This is a messenger RNA of Lathyrus sativus (Indian pea), 1008 nucleotides long. NCBI's taxonomy places the organism in Eukaryota, Viridiplantae, Streptophyta, Magnoliopsida, Fabales, Fabaceae. The record is from the annotation of a GenBank genome assembly.
AUGGCUUUGUUGUGGAUGGGCGAUGAACACCAUGGAACACAACAAAACAUUCAAGCUAAAAUAACAAGUUUUUCUCAUAUCUCAAAAAUAAAUAGUCUCGAAAUCGACUCCAGCCUAGUUGUAGCUCUGUUAGAGAAUUGGAGACCAGAAACACACAUGUUUCACUUCUCAACAGGUGAAUGCACGAUAACGUUAGAAGAUGUGAAUAUGUUACUUGGUCUCCGAGUUGAUGAAAAAGCUAUCAACGGUCCUACCGAAGUUACAAAUGAUGUUUACAUGGAGAGCUUAGGGGUGGAACCUACAGAAGCGAAUAAGAACAGAGGUUCUGUUAGGAUUAUGUGGCUAGAAAAUUUAUAUGAAGUUUUAAAAAAUAACUCUGCCCCCACAGAAGAGCAUAUUGUUUUACAAGCUAAAGUUUAUAUUUUACUUGUAAUUGUUACUAUUUUGUUUCCCGACAAGAGUCAAAAUCUUUUGCAUUCUUCCUGGAUUCCUUUCAUAGGGGAUCUAGAAAAAUGCGGCACCUUUAGUUGGGGUUCUGCAUGUCUUACAAAACUGUACAGGGAAAUGUGCAAGGCAACAGUCAAAGAUGUUAGGAGCAUGAGUGGUUGUGUUCUUCUACUCACUUCUUGGGCCUUCACGUGUAUACCAUUGUUUGCUCCUGUUAGUACAUUGCAAUUGUCAUAUCCAUACGCUCAAAGAUGGGCCCAAAGACGGAUGAAUUACAAUGCUAAUCCUCGUUUUGAUCUACAAGGAUAUCGAAACACAUUGGACCACAUGCAAGAAAAAGAUUUUAUAUGGAGGCCGUACAUUCAAUACCCGGUGCCCAAUCUUAGAGAUAACCAGAUCAGGAGUGCUACAACUUCUCUUAUUUGUUUCUAUAUUAUUGAAAUGUAUCAGACAAAUAGGGUAAAACUCCAGUUCGGAUUUGAACAACAAAUCCCUUCCUCGCCAAGGUGUCUAAGGGAACACCACGCAAUGUCAAUGAGAAAAGCCCAAAAAGUUCAUUGA